Molecule: messenger RNA, 4914 nt
Organism: Pygocentrus nattereri (red-bellied piranha)
Lineage: Eukaryota; Metazoa; Chordata; Actinopteri; Characiformes; Serrasalmidae
Gene: fam110d
Exons: 3
Coding region: 939-2183 (414 amino acids)
Source: RefSeq, a predicted model, not a curated record
CAGAGCUCGCGCUGCUCUGACCGGAGAGCACACAGGUUACACUGGACAAGUUUUAUAUUCAAAGCCGCAGGAAAGUUUCUCUGACCGUCGGACUGGACUGACCAGAGCGAGCGAGAGAGAGAGAGGGCAGCGCGAGAGAGAGCGAGAGAGAGGGCAGCGAGAGAGAGAGAGAGAGAGAGAGAGAGAGAGAGAGAGAGAGAGAGAGAGAGAGAGAGGUCAGCGCGCGCGAGAGAGAGAGGAGCGCUGCUGGACACGCGGACCCUGAAAGAGUUCCAGCCCAGUGUGGAGAGGAAACGAGACAAAACCUCCAUCAAUCAAGGUGUCCUGGAGCCGGACAGGUCACUCCAAGCCUGGCUCCAAGGAACCAGAUACAGCUAUUGGAAAGCAAACAGCCAAAAACUUUGUGUUUCUAUGCCAAGAUGACCUUCUCAGAGAGGAGGAAGUUCUGUCAGAGUUAGAAGACGUUGUGGAAGGGGGGAAAAAAGGCAUAUUCAGAGUUAACUGGAACUUUCUAUUUCUGCUGCUCUGUGGCGUGGGGAACAUCUCAUUUGGGACGGCUUUUUGGAAGGAAGCAAAAGGAUUUCCCCAUGCCCUGCCCAUUUAUUCCAGUGGCUGUAUAAAUACUGUAUGGAGAUAUCAAUUUAUUCUCCUUCCAGAAGUGUUCAAAUUGGAGAGUAAAACUGUACGACAUGGAUGUCGGUCAUACUUACUUACUCACUCAGUUAGAUGUAGGUCACGUAUUUGUGUGACCAAAAGCUGGUCUUUGCUAAAAAACUGACAGAGAGGGUAACCUAGUAGUCCUACAUACCUUACUUCAUAGUAGUUACUGGAUUAUAAAUCUUAAGUCCUGAGUUAAAUUCUUACUCAGGACGUCCUGUCUAGCUGUGGAGCAAGACUGACUCGCAUUUGGAUGCCUUUUUCCCCUGGGACUGUCCACGAUGAAGCCACUAACACCCAUUGGGUCGCCCUCGCCCCUGCGGCUUCUCAACAAGGGUCCGGACUAUCUACGCCGACAGAUGGACAGCGGGAGCCGUGGUGGUCACUCCAUCAGUGCUGUGGAGCGUCUGGAGGCUGACAAGGCCAAAUACGUGAAGAGCCAGCAAGUGAUCAACACCAAGCAGGAGCCUGCACUGGUACCCUGUGGAACACCACCACCACAGCCCCGCCGUAACUUAACCACGCCAGUGACCUCCACUCCUGUUCUGCCGCGGCGGCCGCUGGUCAGCGCAGUUCCUACUCCACCCAGGGUUCCAGCGCCCUCAGCCCGUGAUGACAACGAGGAUGAUUCUAGGAAGGAGAACCUGCGAGACAUGGAGAUGCAGAAUGGCAACACCAUCCGGCUCCCUCCUCUGGCCCCCAGGAGCCCCAUCAGGACCCCUCUUGUGGCUCCCCACAGUGCACCGGUGCUGCGGAGGAGCACAGGCAAGCGCAUGCUACGACCGGACUCUCUUGUCAUCUACAGACAGAAAAAAGAGUGUAAGAGUCCCAGCAAUGGUGGAACUGGUGGAACUGUGACCUCAGAGGUGAAGGGAUAUAGCUUUGUCCGGCGCCUUUUCCAGGGGUCAAUGCGUGAAAAGAGCACAAAAAUGACAAUCAGCGAGGAAAAGGGUUCGUCCCGGGAUGGUGACUCACGCAUGUCAUGGUCCAAUGAUCGGGAUAUUUCUGACGGUGGGACAGAAACCAGGAGGUCUAGCAGGACAGCAGAAUCUAACAGUGGCAACAGUGGAUUCCUAGAGCCCUUAAAUCCAACAAUAAGUGCCCUACGUGAUGUCCCAGACAAUGGAAACGGGAAUAGUAGGGACCCUUGGCUUCGGGCAAGCCUACGGCGCUCCGAAUCAGAUCUUCACCUUCGUGUCUCAGUGGCUCUAUCUGAGCAGGAACGCUUCUUUGACUUCUGUGGCCUGGACCGGGACAUGGUGGACCAUCUAGGGCCUGAGAACUUUUUGUCAGGAGGCAGUUCAGCUGACACGCUCUCGCUGGCUCUCCGCAGCGUAGGGGGUGGCUCUGAGCCCAGCGAGUUCUCCCGCCACUCAGGGGACGGGCUGGUCCAGGAAGAGGUUGCUGAGCAGGCGCCCUCGGGUGUGUCCAUCAUCGAGAGGAACGCUCGUGUGAUCAAGUGGCUCUACGGCUGCAAGAACGCAGCGCGGGAAGCACCUAAAGGUCCAAAAGAGUCGACCGUGUAGCCACAGACAAGAUGGAUCUCAGACUCCUGUUUAAGGACUAAAUGCAUGACGCAGGGUUGUCAUACUUCUGAGAAGCUAAUAUGCUGUAUUUAUUUUAUUUUGGAAAUUUCUAUUUGUGAGAGAUUUGUUCAGCAAUUACGGGUCCUUAAUGUAGUAGUUUGGCCAACAGUUAAAUUACACAUUUUCCUUCCUUAAAAGGGGCAUUCCGGCCUAAAAUUUGGUUAUUUGUUGUCCAGGGCAGCAUGCUCUGUUGUAGCCCUCAUACUCAUUGGUGUGACAGCAUUUAUCAUUUUUAGGUUUUCAUUCAUCUCUCACUACAAUAAACCAUUGAGUAUCCCUGUGGUGUCAGCCAUACUAGCAUUACUCUCUUAACUCAGUCAUUGAACAAAGCCGUGUCGAACGGUAUCCACCCCAAAACUUCCUGCCACCUUCAAGAUACAUCAUCAGAUGUUUUUUUUUCUAGUCUUUAAAUCGAAAAAUCUCAGUUUAGAAACUGUGGUACCACUAUACGAGGAAAGUAGACAUGUUUACAACAGAUGUAAUAUGGAUUAUAUUUUUUCUUUUGGCUGGAGUGUCUCUUUAAUUCUUUUUAACUUAACCAAGACGUGUUUAGUGACUGAAGUCCUUCUAUAGUUUGCACUGGAGCUGAGGCUCAUGUAGCUAACAAGUAGUAGCAACUCACCACUUAGCAUCAGGCAAAUUGUAUACUUAAACACUCAAACGCUUAACUUAAACCACAUUGAGUUGUUAAGUAGUCUCAAAAAGAUUUUCUUAUCUGGUUUCUGACCCUGUAUGACACACAAAAUGGACUGUGUUUCAAAUAGUUAAAAUAUUUCUCUGUUCUUUUGUCCAGUAUACUUGCUAGCUGCAUUAGCCCCGUAGCCCCAAGGUAAAAUGAAAGAAGCAAACUCAAGUCACCAAACAUGUUUUGGCUGAUAGACUCCAUUUAGGGUAAGAGGGAAAACUGUGUAAAUGUCAUUUUUCACAGAACUACUCCUUAAACAGGAUGAUAAAUGACAGAUACUUUUUCAUAUUUGUGCAGUGAGCUGUUUUCCCUGUCAAGACGAGGCUGUCAUUUAGCAAUUCCCCUCUCUGUAACUUGGUCAUCUCUUUAAAUAAGAAACAUACAAGUACUGAUUUUUUUGUUGUUGUCGGAAAACCACAAUGCUGUUUGCUCAGUAGAUGGAUAAUGAAUGAUGGAAAACUACUAAGCUUUUUUCUUCCUGGACGGUGUGAGUGUGAAGUGAACCGUGUGUACCUCCUUUCCUUCCCCAACUGGCCCAGUUUGUGUGGUGCUGUUUUUUCCCCCAUUAAGCGCAGGCGUUGGAACAAAUAGGCAAACCCCUGCUCGGCAGGCCUGCUAAAGCACUGAUGCACUGAACUGGAGAGAGAGAAACAGCGAUCUUAACCUAUGCAAAGUGAGAUUUCAUUGGUGUAGCUUAUCAUACAUCUUUUGCCAAAGAAAUAGCCAUUACCCAAUAAAAAACUGGUCGAAAAAAGGUGAAAGCCUGAUUUACAGUGUUCCCUUUACUCUAAAUGUAGUCAUUCAGCUGGGUCGAGUUGCUAAGUAAGCUCAAAAUGACUUUCUCAUGUAGUUUCAGACACUGUUAUCUGACAGAAGUAUGCUAAACAGCAGCUAGCAUUAAUGCAUCGCUAAAAACAGUAGCCAGAGCAAUUUUGAAGCCUGAAUUUUUGCACAUUUGUCCAGAAACCACAUUAGCCAAUCUUUUUGACAUUAUUCAAGAAGUAUAUGUGGUUUAAGACCAGUGUGGUAAUUCAGACAUGCAUUUAGCAUGAUGUUAAUUGCUGGAUAAGCUUCCUUUACUUAGCUACAUUAGCCUUGUAGCUCCAGUACAAAAGGAAAGAGGCAAAUGUAAUAUCUUGGCUUGUCUUUAGGGUAAAGGGAAAAACUAUAUUUAUUUUUCUUUUGCUCUUUUUGUUGAAUCAUUCAUAGAGACUUGAUAAUGUGAAUAAUUCCCCAUUUUUUUCCUGCUAUUUUGUUGAGUUUUAUUGAGCGCCACAUCUCAGACACACCAAACAUCACUUUUAUUGCCAUUUGCUGUACAUCUUAGAAGUAAAAUUAUGUUCAAAAGCAUGGAAUGUGUUUUAACAAGAAAAAAAAAACUUACAGUGAACAAGUAUGCAAUCCUAUUUUUGAUCACCUAAAUGGACAAGUCGCUGUUUACAACAGGGCUGACCAUCUGACCACUCCUACAAUACUGAGGACACUGACAUGUAUGAGUUCCCAAGCAAAUUCCUCAUAGUCAGAAACAAGAGAAAGACACAGCCUCCCCUUGACCUGCCACUGUGUCCAUCAGUCACUGAUUCCUCUCUUUCACAAUGAAGGCCCGUCCUGCCGGUCAGAGGGCUGGGGUUAUUUUUUUAGAAACGACACUGAAAAAUUAAGCUGAGGCCUGCUGUGGAAUCCCGAGGUCACUGGGGUGAGCGUAGAGGGAGCUGGUUAAGGCUUGCAAUAGUGCUGGAGACAAGAUUCUUUCAUAAACAUGGACAUUUCCCUGCAGCAUGACACCCAAAUCUCCAAAUCUUUAAAAAAUCUCCAAAAAUCCUUCCUGCUAGCGCUCAAGAAGUUCCCGAGCAUCUCUCUCUCCUGCAUGUUUACAGAACAAAAGUUCACACGUUUGCUACAUGGAAGAGAUUUAGAUUCUAUGUCCAAAGACAAAUGUGUAUAAAAUCACACAGAAAGUAAAAAUAAAACUAUUCUUUAAUUACA